GCACUAGACCGAUUUGGAAUAUACAGUUGAAUCUGAUAUGCGAAGUCUGUUAAGUACUUUUAGGGGGGAUUUUUAUUGUCAACUCCCAGAGACUUGACGAUGGCUUCUGCAAAACCAAAACCUGCGUUGCUUAUAUUUUCCUCGCAGAAGAGCAAGUGUGAAUAAAAGUGACUAUGAGAAAUUGAUAGCGAUCGACUCUAAACACAAAUGACGAGAAAUAGUGCUUAACAGAUAUACUGCAAUAUGAAGUGCCUUUGCUUACUUAAUUUGAAAAGCAGUGCAAAACACACUGAAAACGUUUUACAACAUAAUGCGUUUUGCAUUUGAGAAUGAUAUGUGAUGUAGCAUAUUGAACGGCGCUAGUACCUAAUGCUCCACUCCUCGUGUCGGUCCUGAGGUCGUAAUGUUCCAUUGCUGGUGGUCCUGUAUGGAUUUAUUCUGCACCCGCUCGAAGCCUUUGAACCACGUGAGGGGUGUAUUGAAAAGCCCUGGUUAAAAGCAGUCAGCAUCACUCUCAGCUUGGCAUUGCUGCACACUAACAUGUAGAAAGCGCACCAGCAUUGUUUUCUAGGUAUGGCGUUAUGUGUGCGUUUAUAAUAUUUUUUCUCCUAUUUUAAUAUAUAUAUCUAUAUAUAUAUUAGUUGUCUGUUAAAAACGACCAUGGCUUGGCCAUGUAUUAGUAGGGUAUGUUGUCUUGCUCGUUUCUGGAACCAAUUUGAUAAAUCAGAUCUCUCAGUUCCACUGACCAUUCAGAAUUACUCGGAAAUCACCGAUCAAGACGUUCGAUCAGUCACAAAGCACGUCCCGGCGGACAGAUCUGUGAGGAACGAUUACCCUUUGACACCAGAUCACAGAGGAUCACCUACUGUUCAAGAUCCGGCGUUCAGGAGAUCGUGGAAGGGACGGAAAGAACCAAGUUUCAAACCUCGAGAGGAUUACCAGCCACCAGAUGUACCUUUUCAGACUGUGACCCAGUACAAACAGGACUUCAAACCUUGGCCCAUUCCGAAAAAAGAUAAUUUUCCGUGGACCAGCAAUGGCGGAAAAAAAGAUGGAUUUUCUGUCUCCCCGUCAGACAGUCCGGUUAAUCAGUACCCCCAGCCGGGAGCACAAAGAGCCGAGAAAGAAGAGAGAAACAGACAGCGAUGGGGAGCAGAGCAAUUAAACACAAUCAAAACAACCUCUAACAGAGAAGAAUUCCGCCCGUGGAUGGGUGCCAAACCAUGCAAACCAGUAAGAAAAAAGCCGUCUUACGUGCCUCCGAGCCCCGACGCUCCUCCAGAGACCAGCUACAGAGCAGCCUUUGGGGGAGAUGUGUUCAAGCAGAUGGAGACCCUGCAGGUGGACGACAAUAGCCAGCAGAGCACCUUAGCAGAAAAAUCUGAUCCUGCAAACAUAAGGACCAAGGGAGGGACCUCGGAGCCCAUGGUGAAGACCAGGUUAUCCCAAAACCCCUCUGCCGUGUUUCAAAGUGGAUCUCGCGUCUUCAACGUAUAGAAGGUUUUUGAACACUUUCUCUGAUUGUAAAGAACGACCCAGGAUGCUGUAUUUGUAUAAUGUACAAAGCUAAAUCUAUGCAACAGGAUGGAAGUUUUAAAAGGACAUUUCAUCUCGGGUGUGUAUACUGUUCAAGUGAUCGGAGCGAACAAAAGAAUUCCAUUAAUCUUACCUGUUGGGCACCAGUUGGUCUCAGUUGUGAAAGAAACACAUGGUAUAGUAAAGAUGAAUUUUCAUUUUAAAACGGGAUAUCUCAAGCUAUGCUUUCAGGAAGUGUUCCUCGUCAUUGGUCAUUUAAAGAGUGAAACUGUCCACACCCCUUCAAUAGCUGCUUUCACCCUGUAACAUGCUUUGACCCUGCUGAGGUGAAAUGACCCAGGAAGUGAAGCAGUAACUGACAUGCUGAGUCACAGAAAAUGAGAUAUGUUUUAAAAUGAAAAUACAUGUUUGUUGUAACUUGUGCUUCUUUCACACAUUUAAGACCUAUAUGAUGAAUGAAAGUGCACGGCAGGUUAGAUUUAUUUUGUUAGCAAACUUUACUUUUUUUUUUCUUCGUUGUUUUAACUUUUAAAAAAUACUUUUCCAAGCCACUGAAUAAUUCCAGUUUUCAUAGAUCAAAUAUGCAUGUAUUGAAAUGAAUUGUUUAGAAAGGCUUUUGCAAGUUUAGAUAAUUUUUUUGUGUGUUUUGCUGAACUGGAAUGAAGAUAUAACAUUUUGUACAUUACAAUGAUUUUAUUUACAGGAAAUCCACCAAGUUUUAAAGUAUAAAGCAGUUUAUGUACACUGAAACCUGUUUGAUAUGCUGUAUACCUUUUAAGUUUGCUAGAUUUUUAUUCAUGGGAACAAGUUAGGUAAUUGGCUGUUGUCUGUUUAAGUCUCUAAUGAGAAUGUAUAUUUAAAUAUGUGCUAUUUAAACAACAUGAAAUACAUUGAUUUAAUGUAAAAUGCCCCCUUUGUCCACUGGUGUUUUAGAUCAAAUAAAACAAAUGACAUUCUUAAAACA
This is a messenger RNA of Acipenser ruthenus (sterlet), 2500 nucleotides long. RefSeq names its product microtubule-associated protein 6 homolog. The record is from RefSeq and is a predicted model, not a curated record. Gene Ontology annotation, biological process: cytoskeleton-dependent intracellular transport; microtubule cytoskeleton organization; regulation of microtubule cytoskeleton organization. Lineage: Eukaryota; Metazoa; Chordata; Actinopteri; Acipenseriformes; Acipenseridae. Gene Ontology annotation, cellular component: microtubule; Golgi-associated vesicle; cis-Golgi network. Gene Ontology annotation, molecular function: microtubule binding; calmodulin binding. The transcript is spliced from 3 exons. Bases 661 to 1497 code for a protein of 278 amino acids.